Messenger RNA from Plasmopara halstedii, 453 nucleotides. Its product is annotated as Chibby family. The record is from RefSeq and is a predicted model, not a curated record. The coding region runs from base 1 to 453 and encodes 150 amino acids. Lineage: Eukaryota; Oomycota; Peronosporomycetes; Peronosporales; Peronosporaceae. The transcript has 3 exons.
AUGACAUUGACUGCGUCGCCGUCGGAGGUGGAGAUGAAGGCCGUGAAUCGCGCAAUUCCAAUAAAUCUGUCACUUGGCCCCGUUUCAUUGUCGCUGGAUGCGUUCGGGCAAUGGAGAAUCGAUGACAGUACGUUGCAACAGGCACAAGAGCGCGUGAAAGAGCUAGAGGCGCGCAACGCUGCACUUGAAUCUGAAGUUGCACAGCUGCAGACCAAGUGUACAAGUAUGAUGGAAGAAUCGAACAUGGAGAAAUUCAAGUGCCAAUUGCUGAUCGAAAUGCUAGCGGUUUCGAGUCUAGAUGAGGAGCGCACGCGCACACAGGCAGAUCAGGAAAAAGCUCGCGCAAACAGCAUACAGUCGGACAUGGCAGCGCUACUAGAGCUGGCACGUGCUGAAGGAAUGGAUGUGCGCAAGCUUAACACCGCGCUAACCACCAGACCGCUGGCUCCGUAG